Ficedula albicollis (Collared flycatcher) is the source of this 1679-nucleotide messenger RNA. RefSeq names its product pikachurin-like. Bases 309 to 767 code for a protein of 152 amino acids. The record is from RefSeq and is a predicted model, not a curated record. The transcript has 7 exons. NCBI's taxonomy places the organism in Eukaryota, Metazoa, Chordata, Aves, Passeriformes, Muscicapidae.
UCUUGAAUGACCGGACAAUUGAUGUGAAACAGGAUUUCACUUUUGGAAUCAACCUAGCAAAUGCUGCCCACCCCUGUGUGACCUCACCAUGUGCAAAUGGAGGCACCUGUGUUCCCAAGAAGGAGAGCUAUGAAUGUGACUGUCCCCUGGGCUUCGAUGGGCAGCAUUGCCAAAAAGAGUGUGGAAGUUACUGCCUAAACACCAUUACAGAAGCAAUUGAAAUACCACAAUUUAUUGGUCGCAGUUACCUCACAUAUGACAAUCCAGAUAUCCUGAAAAGGGUAUCAGGAACAAGAACAAAUGUGUUCAUGAGGUUUAAAACUACAAUGAAGGAAGGCCUUUUGAUGUGGAGGGGAAACAGUCCCAUGCGACCUAACAGUGAUUUCAUCUCUCUAGGCCUUCAGGAGGGAGCAUUAAUAUUCAGCUACAAUCUGGGCAGUGGCAUUGCUGCCAUCACGGUGAACGGCUCUUUCAGCGACGGCCGGUGGCACAGAGUCAAAGCUGUUCGGGAUGGACAGUCUGGCAAGGUAACUGUGGAUGAUUAUGGUGCCAGGACCGGUAAAUCCCCUGGGAAGAUGAGGCAGUUAAAUAUCAAUGGAGAUCUCUACGUAGGUGGCAUGAAGGAAAUCGCCCUGCACACGAACCGGCAGUACCUGCGGGGGCUGGUGGGCUGCAUCUCCCACCUCACGCUCUCAACUGACUACCACAUCUCGCUGGUGGAGGAUGCUGCCAACGGGAAGAACAUCAACACGUGUGGGACCAAGUGACAAGAGAGGAAUCCCGGCGCUGAGGACUCGGCGUGUGCUUGUGUGUGUGGCUGAGCGAGAGCUGGCUGGCGCAGUCCUCUACAGCCGGACCACGUUUGCCAUCUGGGAAGGUGACAAAGCCAAAGGGAAACCCAAGAACAACAAAAAAAGAGAACAUUUUCCCCUCUCAUUCCCUCUCCUUUCCUGUCCUUUCCUGUCCAAAUGAAAUCCAGCAUUUUGUGUAUGAACCGUGCCCUCUACCCCUUAAGUGUUUAGUGAACGCUGAAGGUUCAGUGCAAACGGCAAAGUGUGAUGUUACGAGUAGCUCAAUGACUGUGUUUUGUGGUCAUUAGGUUAUCUUUUGUAGUAUCAGAGAAAGCAAUCUUGAAACACCUGCAAUUAUCCCACCCUGCAGUGAUACAGUGACUGUGCUGUUCAACAAAUACACCAUCGGGCAGCAUAUUUCUGCAUCCACAUGUAGGUCCUGGAACACGCAGUUCUCCUUACCACUCUCUGAUUUAGCUAAAUUAUGUUUCAUCCUGUAUAACAGGAUAACAGUUACAAUGACUGGUUUCAAAAUAUUGUUGUUUGUUAAGGAUGAAAGUUCUUACAAGUCUACUUUUUUAUUACAAGCAACAAAAACAAUGAACCAAUUUUGUAGAAGUAAUUUUAUACUUGUCUAUUUUUUAUAGCAGCAGCAGACCUGCUUACAUGGCAUCACUUUUAACAUCUACAUGUACUAUACAAUUAGCUCUUUGCACACUUUCCUAAAAAUAGAAAAGUGACCUGUGGCUUAAUGUCUGUAUUAUACAGUUUUAAUGGGGAUAUUUGUGAGUUAUGACCAGUUUUACAUUUGACUCUUUUUGUUCUGUAAAUUUUGACAGUUUAAAAUUGUACAUGAUGAAGCUUUCCUGUCUUAAACAGAUUAAAAGA